UUUAGACUUCGCGGGCUUCGUGACUGUGCGUUACGACCCGCAGUAACAUGACUGACACACCUGAGGAAUCUUCAAAAAGCAAAAUGAAAAAACCAGCUAAUACAACUGAUGUGUCGGAUAGUUCUAACUCACUUCCUAAUACUGAUAAAUCUUUGUCAUCUGGACAAUCCCCAAACGGGAUUAAUGAGAAGCUUUUAAAGCAACUCACCAACGUCAUGUUGGUCUCUGGAUCUGGUAGUUCUAGUGGUGUGACAGAGAAGAAGUCUAAAAAUGACUAUCGAUUCUGGAGAACACAGCCAGUUCCUGACCUCACUGAAGAGAUUACUGACAACGGUCCAAUUGAACCAGAUUCAAAACAUGAAGAUAUCCGCUCACAGCCUUAUACAUUACCCGAAGGAUUUUAUUGGUGUGAAGUUUCUCUGGAUGAUGAAACUGAGCUACAAGAAUUGUAUGAUCUUCUGUAUGAAAAUUAUGUUGAAGACGAUGAUCAUCUCUUCCGAUUUGAUUAUUCCAAGCAUUUCUUACAGUGGAUCUUAAAGUCACCUGGUUGGCAUAAAGAUUGGCAUGUUGGACUUCGUGUAACUAAAAGUAAAAAACUGGUUGGAUUUAUAGCAGCUAUUCCAUGCCACCUACAGAUAUAUGAUAAAGCAAAACAGCUGGUUGAAGUCAACUAUCUUUGUGUCCAUAAAAAACUACGUUCUAAACGUAUGGCCCCUGUACUGAUUCGAGAAGUAACUCGUCGUGUUCAUCUACGUGGGAGAUUUCAGGCUUUGUUUACGAGUGGAACUUUACUUCCAAAACCAGUCAGCAAAUGUCGAUAUUGGCAUCGUCCUCUCAAUCCACGUAAACUUCUUGAAUGUGGAUUUUCACAUCUUACUCACAACAUGACUCUUCAACGAACAAUUAAACUAUACAGAUUACCUGAAGCUCCUCUUGUCAAAGGUUUUCGUCAAAUGACAAAAAAAGAUGUUCCCAAAGCAUGGCCUUUAUUAUCUGAGUACUUGGAAAAGUUUAAUAUUCAUCCAAUUUUUACAAAAGAAGAAUUUCAGCAUUUCUUUGUUCCUCGAGAUGAUGUUGUGUAUUCUUUCAUAGUUGAGAAUGGAGAUGGGCAAAUCACAGACUUCUGUUCGUUCUAUGUCCUUCCCAGUUCAGUCAUGAAAAGCAAACAACACAAUAGCCUUCGCGCGGCCUACUCAUUUUACAAUGUUUCUACGGUAACACCAUGGCCUGCAUUAAUUCAAGAUAUGUUGAUUUCAGCCAAACAAUUAAAGUUUGACGUAUUCAAUGCUUUGGAUCUAAUGGAGAAUGGAAAGUUCCUGGAAGAGUUAAAAUUCGGCAUUGGAGACGGUGAUCUACAUUAUUAUUUGUAUAACUGGCGUUGUCCAUUCACUAAGCCCUCUGAGGAUAUAUGGUUCCAGAAAUUAGACAAUAUCGUUGAUUGUUAUAGUGAAUUAAAAAACCUUUUACUCACCCGAAAAACAUCAUACAAUACGUAUAUCUUGAUUAAAAAAUCAAUGGCCACUAUAUAGCUGUAAGCCAUCAGCAUGCAAAAUAUUCUUACGAUACUCUGUUAACAUUAUUUAAUAUGAAAAAAUGAUUACCUUCAACAGAUCCUAUUAUUAUUUACUUACUUCAAGUGCAGUUCUUUUCAUUGUUUCGUUUACCGGUCCUGCUAAACAACAAUAGUUUAAUGCAUUUGAAAUAGCUCGACGAUUUGAUUUAGUUUGUAGUUGAACAAAUAAUUUCAAAUCAUUAGAAGAUCCAGUUUCAAUAAUGUGACUUUGUGAUUUAACAUCUAAUAAAGACAAUUCAUCUUGUGUAUGUCUUCUUUGUCCUAUAAGAUAUGUUAAUAUUCAGUUCAUUAAAAUUCAUGUAGUUUUUAACUUAGUAAAAUAAAAAGUUAUUCACUGGGACUUGAUUAACUCUACUUCAAAAUGCGGAUGUUACAAAAAAUUUCAUGUGCUUAAAUUGUGAUUUAUUUUAGUGGUGAUAUGUAUAGGUUUUGAAUUGUGUUUGUGUGAUCGCUUGUUUCUAGCUGUUUGCAGAAUAUACUUUCCCAUUCCG
Molecule: messenger RNA, 2064 nt
Organism: Schistosoma haematobium
Lineage: Eukaryota; Metazoa; Platyhelminthes; Trematoda; Strigeidida; Schistosomatidae
Product: glycylpeptide N-tetradecanoyltransferase, variant 2
Exons: 11
Coding region: 48-1529 (493 amino acids)
Biological process (GO): N-terminal peptidyl-glycine N-myristoylation
Cellular component (GO): cytoplasm
Molecular function (GO): glycylpeptide N-tetradecanoyltransferase activity
Source: RefSeq, a predicted model, not a curated record